Rosa rugosa (rugosa rose) is the source of this 897-nucleotide messenger RNA. RefSeq lists its product as uncharacterized. Lineage: Eukaryota; Viridiplantae; Streptophyta; Magnoliopsida; Rosales; Rosaceae. The transcript has 2 exons. The record is from RefSeq and is a predicted model, not a curated record. The coding region runs from base 39 to 575 and encodes 178 amino acids.
AAUCGAAAGGAAUCCGAAAUAGGCGUACAAAUGCCAGCAUGGAGCGUACGCGCACAGAGAUGAUGGAGACGGAGAUGGAGGUGGACACCGCCGCGACUGGGCGGCCGGAGCCGCCGCCUAAUACCGGCCAAAGUGACGUCGUCAGGGACCUGCUCACAUUGGCUCGCCAGCUCGUCGGUGAAGGCAAGCCUACUCAGGCCCUCCAAGCGGUUAUUAUGGCAUCAAGAACCAGAGGUGGGGAUGAGGCUGUUGUUCAGUCCUUGCAACGUGCUCGUGAGCUAUACAGAUGUAGAUUGCAAGAAACCACUGCUGUUGAUCAGUUAGCCUCUUUGUUUGCCGAGUGCGCAAUUGAUGAAGCUCAGCCUUCAAAACCUGAAUCAUCAGCACAUAACGUGAGUGGCCCGUCAGCUGGACCCGAUGCUCAUGGAACUUCUAUACUGGCGGAAAGUGGCAGGAUGCAGAUUGUGCUGGAUGCAUUUUCAGAUGGGAGCAGCUUCAUUUGCUUACAGUGUGGAGGUCUUGUUAGCAAUCAUCGCAAAGACGAGCACUAUGCCUACUGGUGUUGCCAAAUUUGAUGUGCACAUGCCUGGGAUGGAUACUUGUGCAAUUCUCUCUCUCUCCCCCCCCCCCCCCCCCCCAAUCCAUGAUUAUGUACCAUGGUUCAACUUCUGUGGAUCACUGGUGGAAUAGUGGUUCCCAGAUUCUCAAAUGGUCACCACCACCAGCAAGUACAACAUUGAAUGUUUGGUUAGGAUAUUGAGAACAGGCAUUGGCUGGUUUGCAGUAAAAUUUAUAAAAUGUAUUGUGUGGUUAGACUAGAAUCUUGUAGUAGCUGUGUUAAUCACAGUUUUCAAAAAGAAAGAGUUGGACAAUAUAUUGGGCAGUUGUUGUUGCAAA